GUAAUCAUUUGCACGAAUCGGUCCUGUGCCACCGGUCAAGGUUGAAGAAUUGUUUCUUGAUAGUCGAUUCUAAAAAAGCCGCUGGAGUGGUCUCCAUCUCAAAUCGCCUGGUGCAUUGUCGGGGGGAUCAUUGGAACAUUACAAAUUGCACGCUUUCAAAAGCAUUUCGUUUGUUAUGAGUUAUAAGUGAUACAAGCUUGAUAUUAGCAUUUACCAACUUCGAGUGCAUAUAAUCCGAAAUCCAGUUAUUACUUUCUUCAAAGCAAUUGUAAGAAGUGCAAAAUUGGUGGUAGUAAGAUGCGACUGACUGCGCUCUUGGGGCUGUUGUUGACUGUUCUAUGCCAAUAUGGAGACGGAUAUCGGAUUUUGGGUAUCAACAUUUUUCAUGGGAAAAGCCACUUUGUUAUGUUCGAACGUUUGUAUAAAGAACUGGCCAAAAGAGGGCAUGUCGUCGACGUUGUUAGCCAUUUUCCACAGAAGAAUCCACCACCAAGAUACAACGACUUAAGCAUAAAAGGAAUCGUUCCCAAUUUGGUUUCGGCGGUAUCCUUAUCAUUUUUCGAGCAGUUAUCAACAUCCACUGUUGCGAUGGUAGAUUUCAUGACCACGGACUGUGGUUUGGAUGCGUGUACGAAGGCACUGAAUACAAGCGUCGCAAGAGACCUGAAGAUGUCCACCCAGAAAUACGAUCUAAUCAUUUCGGAAAUUUUCGGAAGCGAUUGUCCUUUUGGAUAUGCAUAUUUGUUUGAUGUGCCUGUUGUUACGUUAACUACCAGCGUCAAUUUGCCAUGGGGAAAUGACAGAUUUGGAAACCCUGACAAUCCUUCGUACAUUCCCAAUUACUUUUUACCCUAUUUGAGUGAAAUGACCUUGUGGGAAAGGAUUUGGAAUACAGUCGUUGUGAUGACCGCCAAAUUCAGGUAUAAGCAGAAAUCACUAAGCCGAUCAAAUGAAGCAGUGAAGAAUUUCUUUGGAUCAAGUACUCCUGAAUUAGAAGAUUUGAUAAUGAAAUAUUCUGCGUUACAUCUUGUAAAUAGUCAUUACAGUAUCAAUGUGGCAAGGCCCUGGGUACCAAACGUCAUAGAAGUCGGUGGACUCCACAUACAGGAUCCCAAACCUCUUCCAGAGUAUUUUGAAAAGUUAAUGGAUACCGGGAAAGAGUACAAGGGUGUGGUCUUCUUAAGUUUGGGAUCAAUGGCAGCUUUGGAAACGUUGCCCUUGGAAACCUUAAGGACUUUCUGCAACGCAUUUGGACAACUGCCAUACAAAUUUUUACUUGUGGGACCCAGAGACAAAAUGCCUAAAUCUUUGGACAUUCCCAAGAAUGUUAUCUUUGAGCAGUGGAUGCCUCAAAGAGACAUUCUCUGCCAUCCUAACCUGAAGCUGUUCGUUACCCACGGAGGUCUCAUGGGUUCUCAGGAAGGAGUCUAUUGUGGAGUUCCCAUGUUGGCGUUUCCUAUUUUCGUUGAUCAACAUUUAAAUAUCAGAAAUUUCGUUGCAAAAGGUUUAGCCUUAAAACUUUCUUUAAAUCAUUUAACGACAGAUUCCUUGCUGAAUGCCACCAGAAAUCUCCUCGAGGAUCCUCAAUACAAAGAAAAUGCGCAAAUGGUAUCGCAUCAGUUUAGAGACCGGCCGUUAUCAGCUGCAGAUACAGCAGUCUACUGGGUGGAAUACGUCAUUAGACAUAAGGGUGCAAGACAAUUGAGAAGUGUAGGAGCGACUUUACCAUGGUAUCAGUAUCAUCUUUUAGAUGUAGCAGCAGUUAUGUUGUCUGUUGCAUUUGUAACUUUGUACUCGGCUUAUGUUAUAAUUAGAAGGCUUGUGAUGCCUAGGGCAAUGCAGAAAUUGAAAGUCAAUUAGUAAAAUUAGGGUCAUGUCCUUGUUACGGAUGACAAUUGUUAUGUUGUUGAUGAAACGCACUUAAAAUGUGAUUGAUACUUCUGUUGAAUUUUUAUUCAUAUACGUAGGCUCUGAGGGGAAAAUUUUCAUCUGUUUUAGACUUUUGUUGUGUUUCAACAUUAUUCUAGUAUUCUAGCUUAAUUGUCUUCCAGUUUUACUAUUUUUAGCCUCACUUAUCGGAAAGAUCUCUUUGCUCAUUAAUGAUAUUCAGAAAAACCACGCAAAUGAUCGAGACCGGAUUCGAACCGGCGUCAGUUAGAAUGCCAAGUCGAUUAUGCUGCCACUACGCCAUUUACAAAAUAUGAAUUCAUUUGUCGCAGUUGACUUUAAAUAAAAAAUUCGAUUGUAUACAUACAUCAGAAGGUCAAAAUCGUAUGAAAUUCAUACAAGCGGAUUAAAACAGAUGACUAUGAGAACAAACUUACAUGAACUUCAGCUUGGAGAGAAGUAGUAGUAGAUUCGAAAUUAAGGUCGAAAAUAGUCUAAUUUCGGAGUAAAAUGGAUGAAAUUGUCAAUUUUAGAAUUAAAACAGAUGAAAAUUUUUACUCGGGAAAUAUAUGAUAUUCGUUAGAUUUUUGUUUUAAAGAAUUAUUUAUCUAAUGUAAAAAAAUAUUUAUC
This is a messenger RNA of Agrilus planipennis (emerald ash borer), 2517 nucleotides long. Its product is annotated as UDP-glucuronosyltransferase 2B15. The transcript is spliced from 7 exons. The record is from RefSeq and is a predicted model, not a curated record. Gene Ontology annotation, molecular function: UDP-glycosyltransferase activity. The coding region runs from base 298 to 1860 and encodes 520 amino acids. Lineage: Eukaryota; Metazoa; Arthropoda; Insecta; Coleoptera; Buprestidae.